Messenger RNA from Nannizzia gypsea CBS 118893, 1119 nucleotides. RefSeq lists its product as hypothetical. The transcript has a single exon. The record is from RefSeq and is a predicted model, not a curated record. Gene Ontology annotation, molecular function: small GTPase binding; GTPase activator activity. The annotation marks the transcript as partial. Gene Ontology annotation, cellular component: nucleus; cytosol; perinuclear region of cytoplasm. NCBI's taxonomy places the organism in Eukaryota, Fungi, Ascomycota, Eurotiomycetes, Onygenales, Arthrodermataceae. Gene Ontology annotation, biological process: nucleocytoplasmic transport; activation of GTPase activity.
AUGGCUUCUGCCUCUCUCUUCUCGAUCGAGGGCAAGGGCAAGAGAUUUGAUUCUGCUGCUGACCUAGAGCCAUUCAUUAAGCCUCUUGUCGAGACGAACGAUAUUAUUACAGAGAUCCGUCUGGGUGGAAAUACGUUUGGUGUCCCCGCAAGCGAGCGCUUAGCCAACGUCCUCCGAACCCAGAAGAAGCUACACACAGCUAACCUGGCCGAUAUCUUCACCUCUCGACUACUCGACGAGAUACCGCAGGCUCUGUCCUUCCUUUUACGAGCUCUACGCGAGGUCGAAACGCUUCAGACGAUCGAUUUAAGUGAUAAUGCAUUUGGACUGAACACUCAGGCGCCUCUUGUCGAGUUUUUAAAGGCACACACCCCGCUACGCCAUUUAAUAUUGAAUAAUAACGGACUUGGUCCCAAGGCUGGAAAUCUUAUUGCCGAUGCGCUGAGAGAGCUGCAUGUGAAAAAGGAGGCGGCUCGGGCAGCGAACCCCAAGGUGGAAGUGCCAUAUCUAGAGACGAUAGUGUGCGGUCGCAACAGACUUGAGAGCGGCAGCAUGGCUGCGUGGGCGAAGAUGGUAAAGGAUCAUGGGAAGGGACUCCGCAGCAUACGGAUGACGCAGAACGGUAUUCGACAGGAUGGAAUAGUUCUUCUGUUAGGUGAUGGACUGCAGCAUGCUCCCGAGCUCGAAGUGCUGGAUUUGCAGGAUAACACUUUCACCAUAACUGGUUCUCGGGUUCUGGCACGCGUCGUGCCCGGAUGGCCCAACAUCCGCGAGAUUAGUUUAAGUGACUGCUUACUUAAGGGUAAAGGCGCAUUGUGUUUCGCAACAGCUCUUGCAAAAGGAGAGAACAAGAAGGUUGAGAUUCUUCGUUUGGCGUACAACGAAAUUACCGCUGCGGGGCUGAAGGAAUUCGUCCAGGCGGCGAAAACCUCCCUCCCCGCGCUGAAGCGAGUUGAGCUGAAUGGAAAUCAACUGAAUGAGGAAGAUUCGAACCUCGAGGCUCUCCGUAACUUGCUUGAGGAGCGUAAGGAGAAGCUCGGCAAGGAGGACGACGAGGAAUCCGCUUGGGGUCUAGACGAGCUUGAUGAGCUAGAGAGCGAGGAAGAGGACGAGGAAGAG